Dreissena polymorpha is the source of this 1331-nucleotide messenger RNA. Its product is annotated as piggyBac transposable element-derived protein 4-like. The record is from RefSeq and is a predicted model, not a curated record. Lineage: Eukaryota; Metazoa; Mollusca; Bivalvia; Myida; Dreissenidae. The transcript has 2 exons. The coding region runs from base 9 to 389 and encodes 126 amino acids.
AGCAAUAUAUGAAGGACAAGCCUGUAAAAUUUGGCGUCAAGAUGUGGAUGGCUGCCGACUCCAUUACAGCCUACUGUUGGAACUUUGAUGUUUACGUUGGCAAACGGGCUACUCAGAUCAACCAGGUGUUUGGACUGAGCGCACAGGUGGUCAUCGACCUAACGAAGGACCUGGCUUGGAAGGGUUACACCAUUUAUACCGACAACUUCUACACCAGUCCUAAACUUGCCCACUUCCUGGCCUCCAAGGAAAUCUACACCUGCGAGACAGUGAGGACCAAUAGGCACGGUUAUCCACAGGAACUGGUGAAGACACAAGCCGAGGCACGACAGCUACCACGGGGCCAAUUUGACUGGAUGCAGUUUGGAAGUUUAGUAGCUACCUCAUAGAAAGACAAUAAAAUGGUGUACUUUCUGUCUACUGCCCACAUGCCAGAACUGGAUCAGCUUACUACCUCAAGAAAAAAUAAAGAUGGGACGAUACAGCGUCUACCAUCAACUCUGUGUGUCGAGAAAUAUGGAAGAUACAUGGGUGGUAUCGACCGUAACGACCAAAUGAUGAGGCUUAACAAAUCCAAAAAGAGCAUGCGGUGGUAUCGUAAAAUUGAGCGCAAAUUGUUGGAACUUUCAGUUUACAAUGCAUACAUCAUAGAAGGAACGAUCAGAGACCAGAAGGUUCCAGGAAAAAGGAAACGUGACAUGAUGUCCUUCAAAUUGGAUCUGGCACAUGCGCUUGUGGGAACCUCACGACUGCGAAAGAGAUCCGCUGGGCGAAGUCGGUCAGAAAACUCAGAAAAUAUUCUUCGCCUGGACAACAUCUCCCACCUGCCAGCAAUCGGUGAAGGAAAAGACCAUGUUUGCGUUGUGUGCAAUGAGAGGCACAAUAGGUACAAGUGGAAGCAUCCAGAAGCUACCUAUAGUGAAAAUCCUUUCAAGAGGUGCAAAACAACAAUCAAGUGCAGCAAGUGUGAUAAGUAUUUGUGCUGCAACACUAAAAACAUGUGUUUCACAGACUUCCACACACUGGUGAAUUUGUAGUCCAGUGAUACUGACAUAUCUUAUGGAAAGACACACCUGUACAGGUGCAAAACUCACCUGUUAUUAUAUUACCUGGUGAGAUGGACACAUGUCAUUAGUAUAAAUACUUUCAGGCAUUUUAAUACAGUGUAUAUUGUGUACAGAAACAUGUUGUGUUGACAACCAUGAUGUGUUCAACAAUGAUGCUUAUUUGAGUAUUAUAAAUGAAUUAAAUGUAAGCAACUGCUAUUUUACCUGUGUACUUAAUUAAUCCUUUAAAGCUAUAAAUUCAAGGUUUUAAACAAGGACACUUAU